UGGGUGUUUGGGAUCUUUGUUAGGGUUUAUCUCAGCUGCUCACUAUCUCCUCUCUUCCCGAGAAAAUCCUGAUUUUUUGUUUGUUUUGAUUCCUCCGUAGUUGCCGAUGGAAGCUGUUAUGAGUGGGGUGGAGUUUAGGAUUCAGAGGGAUCAGGAUCCGCCCAACGGAUCUUGCGCUGCUGCUUCUUCUUCUUCUUCCACCUCCGCUGUCUUUAGGAAGAUCGAGUUUCAUCCCGCCAGAAAACCCUUCAAUGGCUUCUCCAAUGGCGGUUCCGAUUUCAAGAUCGAGACGCUGAAUCCUGCCUCCGCCAACAAACGUCCUGCCGCCGUCACGCCCCUCAAAAGACCAGAUGCCUCCGAAUUUUUCGAGAUUGGGUUGGAUCCCGAGCUCCGUAUCGGUAUCACCGUCCGCAAAAUCGGCGCUGGUUUGGAGAAUCUGGGGAAUACGUGCUUUCUUAAUUCGGUACUGCAAUGUUUGACAUACACCGAGCCUUUGGCUGCUUACCUGCAAAGCGCUGCGCAUCAGAAGUCCUGUCACGUUGCUGGGUUUUGUGCUUUAUGUGCUAUUCAGAAACAUGUCAGAACUGCUCUACAAGCUACAGGCAGAAUAUUAGCACCUAAGGAUUUGGUCUCAAACUUAAGAUGCAUAUCCCGCAAUUUCAGAAAUUGUAGACAGGAGGAUGCGCAUGAGUACAUGAUCAAUUUGCUUGAAUGCAUGCACAAGUGUUGUUUGCCUUCUGGUGUACCAAGUGAGUCUUUGGAUGCCUAUAAGAGCAGUUUGGUUCACAAAAUUUUUGGUGGCCGCCUCCGCAGUCAGGUGAAAUGCACGCAAUGUUCCCACUGCUCUGAUACUUUUGAUCCAUUUCUUGAUUUAAGUCUGGACAUUGCGAGAGCAGAUUCAUUGCAGAAAGCGCUUUCUCACUUUACAGCUGUUGAGCUCCUAGAUGAUGGGGCAAAGAUUUACCAAUGUGAACGUUGCAAGCAGAAAGUUAAAGCUGUCAAACAGCUUACUGUUUCUAAAGCACCUUAUGUUCUGACUAUCCAUUUUAAGCGAUUUGAAGCACAUCGAUCAGAAAAAAUUGACAAGAAAGUUCAGUUUGUCCCUACAAUUGACAUGAAACCGUUUGUUAGCGGUUCCUAUGAAGGUGAUUUGAAGUACACCCUCUAUGGUGUUCUUGUUCAUUAUGGUCGGAGCAUUCAUUCUGGUCAUUACUCAUGCUUCAUUCGCACGGCAAGUGGGAUGUGGUACUCCCUUGAUGAUAAUAGGGUUAAACAGGUUGCUGAGAGGACUGUUUUUGACCAAAAGGCUUAUAUGUUAUUCUAUGUCCGUGAUAGAAAAAAUGCUGCACCAAAGAAUGCGGCUGCAAUAGUCCUGAAGGAUAGCUCUAGAGGAAGCUUUGCCGCAAAUAGUGCUUCUUCACUUUUCCCAUCUAAUUCAGGACAAGUAAAUGGUUCGACAGACAUUAAAUCAUGUAUUCUAGAUGCUUCUGCUGCCAGAACUCAGAAAGACAGUCACAGCAUUUUGACAGUCACAGGAACCCUAAAGAAGGAAGCACCUUCUAAGCAAAUUAAUGAUGUGGUGAUGGCUAAAUGCGUUACAGCGAAAGGGAAUUCGAAGAAUAAAUGCACAGCUUCGACUGUAUCCCCAGGGGAGAUAUUGAAACCCAUGUCUCCCUUUUUGAAUGGAAUCAUUACCACUCAAAAUCUUGGAAACAUGCCAAUUUCUGGUGCCAUGUCUGGGAUCUGUAUCGAGGAGAAGAAUUCAGCGAGCAAAUUGAAUAUGUCAGUUGAUGUAUCAUACGCAGGCUGUCUUUCACAUGAGACUUCACAGACAGUUAAUCUCCCUUCAGUAUCCAUCCCCCCGAAUGUCACCAAUAUCAGAAAUCCUGCAGUACGCUCAUCUAUGGAGGCCUCAGAUGUAACUUUAGCUGGAAAUUCCAGCAAAAUGGCAAAGCCUCCAGAGAAGCCAGAUUGUAAUAACAGCCAGGUUGAGAGUGCAACAAGUUGUAAUUCAUUGAACAAAAAAGCUGCGCUAAAUGAUCAGAAUUUGGCACAGCGAUCAAAUGAAACAGCAAUCCCGUGUGACAUGUCUACUGAGUCAGUGAAGAUUUCAACUUCUGAUAGAGUGAACAUUGUCACUUCAAGAAAGAUUCACAAGCCACACAUGAAAAACAUGUCCAUGGGCUUAAAACUUUUUAAACUGGCUCUGGGUUUGUGUAAGAAGAAGAAGCAUAAAAGGAGAAAACUAAGAGCCUCGGCAGUCAAGAAUAUCGCCGAAGAGCUUUUAUCUCAGCAAAGAGCAGCAGAUCAAGGGCCUUCAACUUCACAGGCAGCUAGCACAGUUUCAUCUGGCUCCACUUGCUUUCUUGAGAAAGAUAAUAGUAUUAGUGUCCAAGAUACAAGUAAAAGUGAUGCCACUGGUGAUCUAUUGAUGGACAAUGCAAUUGGAGAACUCAAGGACAGAAUUAAUCAAAAUGGUUCUGUUCUUGCAUCGGAGAGGCAAGCCAUUGGCAACUCUGUUGUGUCUGAAGCAAGCCAACGGGCCAAACGGAAGAGAGAUUCUUCAAAAGACGGACAAGAAGUGAAGUCUGAGAAAGCAGCUCUGAGCAUUCUGACACGGGGUUUGCCAGAGACCGUGGUUGCAAAAUGGGACGAUCAAGAGCUACCUUAUCGCAUUACAAGAUCGGAGAGUGAGAAUGUCAAUAUCGGUUAUGUAGCAGAUGAGUGGGAUGAGGAAUAUGAUAGAGGGAAGAGAAAGAAGGUAAAGAGCAAUAAAGUGGAUUUCGGAGGGCCAAAUCAGUUCCAACUAUUGGCGUCAAAGAAACUAAAGCAGUCUGCUGAGAGAAAGGCAAAGUGGAGGAGGCAACACAUGAGAGAACCGUGAAGACAGUGUUCAGUGUGUGAAAACAGAAGCGGUGAGUGUGAAUCUGAUACUGGACCUGUCUUAUGUUAUAAUCUUUUACAGGUAUAAAUAUUUUUAACUCAGUGAUGGACAAAGUAUUCUUGACCAGUGGAAAAGAGAAGCAGAGAUGUUGUGAAGCUCUCUUUUCCUCAGUCCAGUUUUGUGCUGUUAAGUUGUGAUUUUGUCGACCCUCUCGUAGAUUAUGAAGAUAAAGAGACUUUUGGCUGUCGUUUGUGUCGUGGGAUUGGUGGUUCAACCUCUCUAUUCAUCAACAUUGCUUGUCUCAAAGCAUGAUGUGCGAUGUAUAUCUAUAUAUAAUUUCUAAUGA
Tarenaya hassleriana is the source of this 3230-nucleotide messenger RNA. Its product is annotated as ubiquitin carboxyl-terminal hydrolase 23. Lineage: Eukaryota; Viridiplantae; Streptophyta; Magnoliopsida; Brassicales; Cleomaceae. The transcript has 11 exons. The record is from RefSeq and is a predicted model, not a curated record. Gene Ontology annotation, molecular function: cysteine-type endopeptidase activity; cysteine-type deubiquitinase activity. The coding region runs from base 107 to 2884 and encodes 925 amino acids. Gene Ontology annotation, cellular component: cytosol; nucleus. Gene Ontology annotation, biological process: protein deubiquitination.